Molecule: messenger RNA, 1566 nt
Organism: Penicillium nucicola
Lineage: Eukaryota; Fungi; Ascomycota; Eurotiomycetes; Eurotiales; Aspergillaceae
Product: putative hexose transporter
Exons: 4
Coding region: 1-1566 (521 amino acids)
Biological process (GO): transmembrane transport; carbohydrate transport
Cellular component (GO): membrane
Molecular function (GO): carbohydrate:proton symporter activity
Source: RefSeq, a predicted model, not a curated record
AUGGCUCUGGCAUAUGAGGCUGUCAAACCACCCAAAGGCCAUUUCUACCUGGCAGGGAGACUGUUUCCGCGGGUGAAAUGGUGGAAGCAACGGAAUAUGCGCGUGUUAUACUUCUAUAUUUUGGUCCUUAUUGCGACAAAUACGGCUAAUGGAUUUGAUAACUCUAUGAUGAAUGGCCUUCAAACUCUCUCGUACUGGCAGGACUAUUUCGACCACCCGAAAGGGCCGACAUUGGGAUUGUUCAACUGCGUCAUGAGUGUCGGUGCGUUGGCUGGCCUUGUGAUACUGCCAUAUAUGCUUGAUCACUUUGGUCGAAAGGUCUGCUUAGUUUUCGGCUCGUUCUUCAUGCUGUUGGGUGUGGCCUUGCAGUCGGGCUCCAUAAACUUUUCCAUGUUCGUCGGCGCUCGAUUCAUACUUGGAUUUGGAGAUAUCAUCGUAAUCUGUACGGCGCCUCUACUUAUUACGGAGAUCGCUCCCGCUCAAGAUAGAGCAAUCCUCGUGACUCUUGCUGGCGCCACUUACCAUUCUGGAGCCUUUAUCGCGGCCUGGACUACGUACGGAACAUUGAAAAUCAAAAGUGAAUGGUCAUGGAGAACUCCCAGUCUCAUCCAAGGGUUGUUUACUUUGAUGAUGCUGGCCGUUGUAUGGUGGAUUCCAGAGAGUCCGCGAUACUACAUAUCCAAGGAUCAGCCAGAAAAGGGAUUGGAGAUUUUGGCAUACUACCAUGCUGAUGGAGACUCAACCGAUGAAAUUGUGCAGUUGGAGUUCACAGAGAUCACCACUGCUAUUGCGAUGGAAAAGAAUGCAGAUCAUUCUAGCUCCUAUGUGGAUUUCCUCCGGACCCCUGGAAACCGAAAACGACUAUUGAUCAUUAUUACUAUGGGCUUAUUUGCGCAAUGGUCUGGAAAUGGGCUGGUCUCCUAUUACCUGAACCUCAUCAUGGACAGCAUUGGAAUCAAAGAUGCCAACCGGCAACUGCUUAUAAACGGUGCGCUGACCUCGUUCAAUCUUGCCACCAAUCUGUUCUUUAGUUUCUUUGUCGAUAAGUGGGGACGCAGGCCAAUUAUGCUAGUCAGCUCGGCUGGUAUGUUGGUUGCCUUCGUGGUAUGGACGGUCCUAUCGGCACGAUAUGAUGCCCAUGCCAGCUCAGGGCUGGGGUCUGGUGUUUUGGGGAUGAUCUUCAUCUACUACCUAUUCUACAACCUGAAGUCUGGAUUGAUUGCCAGCUAUACUACCGAAAUCCUUCCAUAUUCAAUGCGGGCAAAGGGGUACACCAUAAUGGAGUUUGCCAUGUACGUUGCACUCUUUUUCAAUCAAUACGUGAACCCGAUUGCACUAGAGAAUAUCCACUGGCGGUAUUAUAUCUUCUACUGCUGCUUCUUGGCUGUGGAAGUUGUGGUCAUCUGGUUCCUCUACGUGGAGACACGGUAUAUGCCACUGGAAGAAGUGACCAAAGUAUUCGAUGGCGCCGAUGUUGCUACAGCUACAAACCUUGAAAUGGAAAAGAUUGGAGACUUUGGGAAACGAGAGGGUACUACAAUUCACAUUGAAGAAGCAAGAGUUUGA